AUGGGGCCGUAGGCAAAAUGUGAUUAAUUUGUUUUGUAAGUAAAUUGCUCUUGGUGGCCCCCUACUGGUCAGGGGCCCGAAGAAGGUGCUUGGUUCGCUUGUGGCUUGGGUCGGCUCUGAACCUACCUGCAAUAAUUUGCCCUUCAUUCAUGUUUUGGUACUUGGUACUGAAUACAAUUUUAUAAUAUUCUAUGUUUAUAUUGGAUUUAUUUCAGAAUAAUUGAAACAAAGAAUAUGUGUAAAGAAAUCCACUUGUUUUGAGAACUAUGCAUAUAUUAUUCUAAGACAAUACACUUCCAUGUCAUUUUUAUCCACCAGUGACAGCAUGUCUGAAGGUCAGCAGAUAGAAACAGACCCUACCCAGCUCACAUUCCACACUCUGCAACAAGAUGACGAUUGGGAGGGAGCUUUGAUCGAUGAAGUGCCCCAGCCGAGGCUUCUCUCUUCUGAGGCUCAGACCAUUUCAAGCAUACUGGAGAACUGCAUCAGUCAAACAGAGAUAGCAGCAUCUCUGCCUGCCGUCCACAACAUAGUCCACCCGUCUGCAGAGAUAUGUGACGAGUUGACAAGAGCUCUUGAGGUGCAUCAGAUGUUAACUGAAAAGCUGGAAACAUCUAAUGGUCUCCAGGAGGAGCCUUGUGGAUCAUCAGACGAAGAAUGUGCGAAAAGGAGGAGGAGGGCUCAGCUUGAGAGAGACUUCAAGUACUCAGUCAGGGACCUGCUGAGGUUGUUUCGAACCCACCCUGAUGCCGUUUUUGGUUUCAGGUCAGAGGUUGACACAGAAAUUGGGGAGGCUGAACACACACUCAUCUUAGGGCUGAAACAUUUUUAUGGACAUAUGAUAGUGAGAUUGCAGACCAGCCCGGAAGAGGAAAUACUGCUAGCCGUGGAGACGGUGUCACCUGACACAGAUAUGAUAGUCAAACUUGAAGAAAUAGCAGCAGCCAUCGAACAAAAAGAUGUCGAGAUUUCCAAGAAGACUGAUGACCUCAGUAUUUUGGAGCGUUGCCUUCUGGAGAGCCAGACAGAAGAAGUGGACUGGCAGCUUGUUGCAGACAAACAGUGUCAGUCCCUCAUUAAGACUUCACAGGUGAAGCAGACCAGCAUCCAGCAGGAAAUAGACAAACUCAACAUUCGACUCCACACGAUGACUCUCAAAUAUAGAGAGGGGGAGAAAGUACUACAAGAGAUAAAUGAAAAUGUGGAGAUGGAAAUGGAAUACUUGAUCCAAAAGUUUGAUGAUGAAAUAGAAGAGCACCAGGCCGAUCUAGAGUUAUGUCAGAUGGAUGUUGAGAGGGAAGAAGGGGAAUGCAAAAGACUGGAGAAGCCUUAUGCCGACCUAGAGAAGGAGUACAACUGCAUAAUGGAGAAGCGGCGGCUAGCGGAAGAGAAAAGAGUUACAGAGUUGAAGCUUAAGGUCACUCUUUAUUGUCAGUCCUGGUGGAGAGGCUACUGUACUCGCAAGGAAUUGGCUCUCAAUCCCAUCAAGCCUACCAAGAAGGGCAAAAAGAAGGGCAAGGGUAAGGGUAAGGGUAAAAAGAAAAAGAAGUAGUCCUAAAGUAACAUACCAACGCUCUUAUUGAAGCAGCAGCAGAAGGGGUAGCCUGGGAAGGGGACCACCAAUGGUUAAUCAUAUCAUCACUUUGGAAAAUAUUACUAUAUGAAUAUAAUAAUAGCACUAUGUGACAUUUCAGUUCAUCUUGAAAAAACAAAACAAAAAGUAGACAUGGACAAAAGUUUUGGGAAACGCGGUUGCCACACCUUCACCAAGUUGACUUUCAUGUUGCCAGUCUCAGUGCCCUCUGAGAUUAACUGGCAACCAGUCAGGGUGUAAUCUAGAAUAGGCUCCGAAUGCAUAGAUGGAUGGUUGUUUCUCAAUCAAUGUUGUUCAGUUUAAAGGUGGACUGAGUUCUUGGGUACACCAGUUGCUGUGUUAUUUUUAACCACAAGGUGGCGACAUCGGCCCAAUGAAUAAUGGAAGUGUAAUAAACUAACUGGAGUUUGAAUUAGUCAUGUCUAGAAUUCUGUCAGAUUCAUCAUGUAAUAAAUGUUACACAAAUUGGUGUGACAAAAGUGAAAUGAUGCAAAGAAUCAACGAUCCACUCUUAACUACCAAUUAUAUAGUUUGUGUAUACAUGUGUUUCAAUAAGGUAAGGUAACUGAGGCCUUUCAGAGAAGCGGGUCAGAAUCAGAGUCAGUAAUCUCCCAAUAAGAUUAGGUAUAUGUGAGACAUACAAGAUUAUUGUGAGAAUGUGGGGGCGGGCGGGGUGUUAUCUGGUUCAUUCUGUUUAUUUAAAUCUCAGAGUAAAAGUAUAGUUGAAAAAAAAUGGAAUUAUAGAAUGUCCAUCUCUAAAAGAAAUAUGUAUGUGUAACAAUACAUUUAUUGUACAAUAAAAAAACCAGAAAGUACAUUUUCACUUUACAUUGGAAA
Molecule: messenger RNA, 2431 nt
Organism: Doryrhamphus excisus (bluestripe pipefish)
Lineage: Eukaryota; Metazoa; Chordata; Actinopteri; Syngnathiformes; Syngnathidae
Source: RefSeq, a predicted model, not a curated record